UGAAAAAAGUUUUAAUACAGAGUUGGAUUACAGCUCUCUGUAGCUCAAAACAUUGGCCGUUAUACUACCGUCUUAAAAGGCAGCUGUAACACAGAGCACAGAAUAUAGCAUAUUUUUAAAGUUUCUGGACCACAAAUUAAUUGAGUUCCUUUGUGAGUCCAGAUGGAAGAUCAGUUAAUAACAUUAAUGUGAAUCUGAUUACCUGAUUACUUGUGAGAUUAUCAGAUAAAACCAAGCAAAUGCUUAAACUUUUUUCAAAUGUGUCUAAAGAACAGUCUAGGAAAUGACAUUGUCUAGGUGAAUUAUAAUUGUGUUGGAUGAGACAACAGUUAUUUACUUUCUCACGUGCUUAUUCCGUUUGGAUUUACAACUGAAAUUCUGGAAGUUUUUUUUUAAAUUGUUGCAAGAAAUGCAUUUCGAAACAGAGCCUUCCAGCUGUAUGAUAUCAACUGCGUAGUAAUCUGUGGAUCUUAAACAUGAGAAUGUACAAACCGUGGGCAACCUUGAAUAUUUUCAUGGUGUCUUUUCUGCAUCUCCUGCAGGGAUCUGAUUAUGAGUAUGGACCUGUGAAGAGGGCAUCUCUGUCAGCAUUGGAACGGUCAGAACAGCUGAUAAGGAACGCAGCCAGUCUGGAAGAGCUGCUUCGAAUCACUCACGCGGAGGACUGGAAGCUGUGGAAAUGCAGACUAAAACUCAAAAGCCUCUCCCAUUUAGAUUCCAGAUCUGCAUCGCAUCGCUCCACCAGAUUUGCUGCUGCUUUCUAUGACAUUGAGACACUGAGAGUCAUAGAUGAGGAAUGGCAAAAAACUCAGUGUGUGCCAAGGGAGACCUGCGUGGAAGUUGCCAAAGAGCUAGGUACAACCACCAACAAGUUCUUUAAGCCUCCCUGUGUGAAUGUGUUCCGAUGUGGAGGUUGCUGCAAUGAGGAGAGCCUGGGCUGUAUGAACACAAGCACAACUUAUGUUUCAAAAACGCUCUUUGAGAUUUCAGUUCCUUUGACAAGUGUACCAGAGCCAGUGCCAGUCAAAAUUGCCAACCACACACGUUGUAGAUGCUUAUCAACUGCUCAGCAUCACCAAUAUGCCAUCAUACGAAGAUCUGUCCAGUACCCAGAGGAGGAUGGUUGCCCCUUUACCAACAAACUUUGUCACAGCGGCUUGAUAUGGGACAGCAACAAAUGUGAAUGCGUGGUAGAUAAAGAACAUCCUGGCAGAAGGGAAGGACUCCCUCCUCUUGCUGAGCUGGCUAAGUGUGGACCACAUAUGGAAUUUGAUGAAGAUAAUUGUGAGUGUAUCUGUAGAUGGAAAUGUCCCACCGAUUUUUUCCAAAAUAAAGAGAACUGCAGCUGCUAUUUGUGUAGGGAGAGCCAGGAGAGCUGCUCUCAGAAACACAAGAUAUUUCAUGCAGAAACUUGCAGGUUUGCCCUUUCAUGUGGAACUACUGGACCUAUCCAUUCCAUGUCUUCCCAAUCUCCUCCCAUGCAAGGGCAUUACAUUUUGGCUGUGAGGACAAGUGCCCAUUCCAACCCAGAACAUGUUCAACUGCAAAGCCAGUGUGUACAAAGCAUUGUCGUUGUCCAAAGGAGAAGAGAAGCUCUCAUGGGUCACAAAGCAAAGAAAAUCCUUGAUCUAGCUUUCCCCCUCUCUCCCAGAAACACACUGCUUUGCAAAGUAGCUGUCACUGACUUUUAAAUCAUUAGUAAACAUGGGACAUCUUCCACAUUAAUCGCAGAAGAAUGAAUCCAGUCUGCAUUUAUUUAUUAGAUUAAUCACUAACUAUUAGUGGACCCUCUGGGUCAUUGAUAGCUGUCUUCUAAUGGAUAACUACAGUAGAAAGAUUACCAGCUGUAGGAAAGGAAGAGUGGAAGGAGCCAACUCAACACUGUUAUAUGGAGGAUGAGACUGGUAUAUGUGUAGUAGAGUGAACGUCACCGUCCAGCAGUUCAGGAAUUUGAACUAAAUAGUCUCUGAAUUCUUAGCUAGUGCAUCUCUUUGGUGAAACAUUCUUCAGAGCUUCAGUGUACAGAAUUUGGCUUCUAAUAUGUUCAGCACUGAAUGAUUUGAUCUACUGUCCAGCUUUGAUUAUCAUUUUGAGUUUAUCAUACAACUACUGUCAGAUGUGCCAUAUUUAAAUGUAUAUAAGAAAAUAAAUACUUCAGUUAUUCAGUAAGCUGUUUAUUAUCCU
Chelonia mydas (Green sea turtle) is the source of this 2184-nucleotide messenger RNA. It is a transcript of the gene VEGFD, whose product is annotated as vascular endothelial growth factor D. The record is from RefSeq and is a predicted model, not a curated record. Gene Ontology annotation, cellular component: membrane. Gene Ontology annotation, biological process: positive regulation of endothelial cell proliferation; vascular endothelial growth factor receptor signaling pathway; positive regulation of mast cell chemotaxis. Gene Ontology annotation, molecular function: chemoattractant activity; vascular endothelial growth factor receptor 3 binding; growth factor activity. The transcript has 8 exons. NCBI's taxonomy places the organism in Eukaryota, Metazoa, Chordata, Testudines, Cheloniidae. The coding region runs from base 477 to 1691 and encodes 404 amino acids.